AUGUAUCAGUCAGACUGGGAGCUUAGCAUUACUCGGAAGUUACGCACAUGGCAACUUCGCACUGCAAUAGCGGUGGGAAUCAAAUCAAAGCUCGCCUGUGCACCAGAAUGGUUAGCAACAUGGAUGAUCUUCAGCUUCGACCGAAGGGUUUUCUCUAGACCUAACCUUGCGGUAUGUGUGUUAUAUUAG
Serpula lacrymans var. lacrymans S7.9 is the source of this 189-nucleotide messenger RNA. RefSeq lists its product as uncharacterized. The transcript has a single exon. The record is from RefSeq and is a predicted model, not a curated record. The coding region runs from base 1 to 189 and encodes 62 amino acids. Lineage: Eukaryota; Fungi; Basidiomycota; Agaricomycetes; Boletales; Serpulaceae.